AUGUCAAGACUAGAGAAACCAAAUGAUGAUGACCUAUUUUAUUUCUCUGUAACAAACGACGUUUAUUUAGAGGAAUUACCUGAUUGCAUAAUUUCUCCAUUAUUAAAACAUCCCAAUAUGUUACAAAACACUAAGCCCAAUUAUACUGCUAAUGCUAGUGCUAGUGCUAGUGCUGGUGCUGGUGCCAGCGACAGUGGGGACAAGAACAAUGAAACUCAAGCUACGAAAGGAGUUAAUAAUAUUGUGACGCCAGUUUCUAAAAUUAAUGAUGAAAUAUUUGAAUUGGAGCAUGAUUUAGAACUGCCGAUGAUGGUGAUGAAAUCAGAUUAUAACUAUAACUAUACCUACAGCUCAUAUAAUGAUAAGAGCUCUGUUGUACCACGUUAUGAGUUGGGAUUACACGAUAGCAUUGAUACCUCCGAAUACAUCAAUUCAGCCCAACGUAAUUAUAGAGUCUGGCUUUCGAAAGUGUAG
Vanderwaltozyma polyspora DSM 70294 is the source of this 474-nucleotide messenger RNA. RefSeq lists its product as uncharacterized. The record is from RefSeq and is a predicted model, not a curated record. Bases 1 to 474 code for a protein of 157 amino acids. NCBI's taxonomy places the organism in Eukaryota, Fungi, Ascomycota, Saccharomycetes, Saccharomycetales, Saccharomycetaceae. The transcript has a single exon.